ACUUUCUUCACAAAGAAGAAUAUAAUAUAACAUGGGAUUACGUCUUCGUCUUUUAAAAGUCCUGAUAUAUCUGAGUUGUAAAUAUCCUGACACUUCGGGAGGGUCACCAGAUUGCUUCAGUAAUCCUGUCGGUGUUGCUGAUCCCAGUGUCAUCUCCAAUAAUCAGAUAAAAGCGCGUUCUGAAAGCAAUGGUUAUAGCCAAGCGUUUUACGGUCGACUAAACGCUAAGUACGGUAAUGGUUGGUGUUCUAGUCUGCCUAACAGUAACAACGAAUGGCUCCAGGUUGACAUCGGAAUAAUAAUUCAAGCAUGUGGUCUUGCUACCCAAGGGGACAAAGAAUGGAAUUUGAAAGGCAGAUGGGUCACAGCUUUCAAACUAUCUUAUUCCCUGGAUGGAACAAACUGGGAAACUUACCGGAAUGAAACUGGUGGGGAAAUGGAAUUUCAGAGGAAAGGAAGUAGUUUGAUAAUCGACCAGCACAAGUUAUCUCUGCUAGUGUAUGCAAGAUACUUCCGAUUUCAUCCAACCCAGCGUCACAAGCACAACUGCCUCAGAGUUGAGAUUUACAAAGAAAAAAUCACAGUCCCAUUC
Molecule: messenger RNA, 592 nt
Organism: Pocillopora damicornis (cauliflower coral)
Lineage: Eukaryota; Metazoa; Cnidaria; Anthozoa; Scleractinia; Pocilloporidae
Biological process (GO): cell surface receptor protein tyrosine kinase signaling pathway; protein phosphorylation; positive regulation of kinase activity
Cellular component (GO): plasma membrane; signaling receptor complex
Molecular function (GO): ATP binding; protein binding; transmembrane receptor protein tyrosine kinase activity
Source: RefSeq, a predicted model, not a curated record